Molecule: messenger RNA, 4405 nt
Organism: Hemicordylus capensis (graceful crag lizard)
Lineage: Eukaryota; Metazoa; Chordata; Lepidosauria; Squamata; Cordylidae
Gene: FZD1
Product: frizzled class receptor 1
Exons: 1
Coding region: 498-2315 (605 amino acids)
Biological process (GO): canonical Wnt signaling pathway; non-canonical Wnt signaling pathway
Cellular component (GO): plasma membrane
Molecular function (GO): Wnt-protein binding; Wnt receptor activity
Source: RefSeq, a predicted model, not a curated record
UCCUGCGCUUGGAAGCGGGAAGAGAUGUUGGGCUACGGUCCCUGACGCAGACAACUUAGGCGUCGGUUUCAAGGCUCCUCCCUUCUGGUGAAAGGCAGACUGCGGGGCGCCUGGAAACCGGUUCGAGGGAGAGAGGGCUUGAGGGAUUGCCACAAAUGGUCAGGCGGCAGCGGUGGCGGAGGAAGAAAAGGCGGCGGCGGUGGCAGCAGCAGCUACCAGAGCAGCUGCGCUCUGCCUGGCGGGCUGCAGAGAAGGAGAGCGCGCUGGCGGCGUGGCGGAGGAGCGAGCUGGGGUGGCCCCUUCCCGUCCUCUCCCCCCUCCCCACGCUGUCUCCCCUUCAUGAGGCUCAAGUUUGAGCUGGCAGGAGAGGGACUAGGCAGAAGCAGCAGGCUGGCAAGGGAGGAGGAGGAGGAGGAGGAAGCGGCGGCGAGAGCGGCGGCGCGGAGGGCAGCAGCGGCACCUCCACUCACAGCAGCGGCAGGAGGCGCCGGGGAAGUAUGGCUGAGAAGUGGGCUCGGCAAGUUUGCAACGGGGCCGAGGCGACGGCGGGGGGCGGCCAGGCCAGCGUGCGGCGCUCCCCGCGGCUGCUCCUGCGGCUGGUGGCGCUGCUGCUGUGGGCGGAGGCGCCGGUGCUCCCCGCGCGGGGCCAGGCGCACCAGCAGCAGCAGCAGCAGCAGUACAACGGCGAGCGGGGCAUCUCGGUGCCGGACCACGGCUACUGCCAGCCCAUCACCAUCCCGCUGUGCACGGACAUCGCCUACAACCAGACCAUCAUGCCCAACUUGCUGGGCCACACCAACCAGGAGGACGCCGGCCUGGAGGUGCACCAGUUCUACCCGCUGGUCAAGGUGCAGUGCUCGGCCGAGCUCAAGUUCUUCCUGUGCUCCAUGUACGCGCCCGUCUGCACGGUGCUGGAGCAGGCGCUGCCUCCCUGCCGCUCCCUCUGCGAGCGGGCGCGCCAGGGCUGCGAGGCGCUCAUGAACAAGUUCGGCUUCCAGUGGCCCGACACGCUGCGCUGCGAGAAGUUCCCCGUCCACGGCGCUGGCGAGCUCUGCGUGGGCCAGAACACCUCCGAGCGCGGCACGCCCACGCCCUCGCUGGGGCCCGAGUUCUGGACCAGCAACCCCCAGCUGCGGCCGGGCCUCGGCGCGGCGGGAGGCGGCGGGGCGGGAGGCGGAGGGAGCCACCUGGCGGAGCGGGCGGGCAGGUUCACCUGCCCCAGGGUGCUCAAGGUGCCCUCCUACCUCAACUACCGCUUCCUGGGCGAGAAGGACUGCGGGACCCCUUGCGAGCCCGGCCGCCCUUACGGGCUCAUGUACUUUGGGCAGGAGGAGCUGCGCUUCUCGCGCACCUGGAUUGGCAUCUGGUCGGUGCUCUGCUGCGCCUCCACCCUCUUCACCGUCCUCACCUACCUGGUGGACAUGAAGCGCUUCAGCUACCCAGAGAGGCCCAUCAUCUUCCUCUCGGGCUGCUAUACGGCUGUGGCCGUGGCCUACAUUGCCGGGUUCCUACUGGAGGAAAAAGUGGUCUGCAACGAGCGCUUCUCGGACGACGGCUCGCGGACAGUGGCCCAGGGCACCAAGCGGGAAGGCUGCACCAUCCUCUUCAUGAUGCUCUACUUCUUUGGCAUGGCCAGCUCCAUCUGGUGGGUGAUCCUCUCUCUCACCUGGUUCUUGGCCGCAGGCAUGAAGUGGGGCCACGAGGCCAUUGAGGCCAACUCGCAGUACUUCCACCUGGCCGCGUGGGCUGUGCCAGCCAUCAAGACCAUCACCAUCUUGGCCCUGGGGCAGGUGGACGGGGAUGUCCUCAGUGGUGUCUGCUUUGUGGGCAUCAACAACGUGGAUGCCUUGCGGGGCUUUGUGCUGGCUCCUUUAUUUGUUUACUUGUUCAUUGGCACCUCUUUCCUGCUAGCUGGAUUUGUGUCCCUCUUCAGAAUUAGGACCAUUAUGAAGCAUGAUGGCACCAAGACAGAAAAGCUGGAGAAGUUGAUGGUGAGGAUAGGAAUUUUCAGUGUCCUGUACACGGUGCCUGCUACCAUAGUAAUUGCCUGCUAUUUUUAUGAGCAAGCUUUUAGGGAACAGUGGGAAAGGAGUUGGUUUGCUCAGAGCUGCAAGAGCUAUGCCAUCCCUUGUCCCAAUAACCACCACCAUCCACCUAUGAGCCCUGACUUCACUGUCUUCAUGAUCAAGUAUCUCAUGACCUUAAUUGUUGGCAUCACUUCAGGCUUCUGGAUCUGGUCUGGGAAAACACUCAAUUCUUGGAGGAAGUUCUAUACCAGACUCACCAACAGCAAGCAAGGGGAAACCACAGUGUGAAGUUCACACACCCCAAUUAGCGAUAGCAGGAGAAGGACUGUGCCAUCUGUUUACUGUACUAGCCAGAGAGUGUAAAGGAAAUGUUCACACAAUCACUCUCCUAAGUCUUCUUGGACAGGAAUAUUCACCUCUAGCCUGCAGGGGAACUGAAAGGAAAGGCUGGUAUAGGGAGGGAUGAGCCUUUUUCUCCCUCUCUUCUGCUGGGACUAAACUUACAAUAAAGUUGAAAAUGUGGCUUUGAGGUUUUGUAAAUAGCUUCUGUAAGAUUUUGUAAGUAUAUUUGUAUUUAAAUUGCAAAGUUCUCACUUUUGUAAUUAUUUAGAACUUUUUUUAACCCAUUUGCAGAUAUUUCUCCUUUCAAAAAACCCCUGAAAUCUGAUUUUUCAUUCCAUUUUAUUUUUAGUACAAGAUGGACAGAUAGAAACCAAAGCAAGCCCAGUGAUCCUUCUUUUCUCUCCUCUCACCCCACACCAUGCAUUGUACUGGUUGCUUGUCAAGUCCUUUGGUCCAGGAUUAAGGCUGACUAAUUCAUAAGUGGUCAUAAUACAGGAAUCCUUUACAAGGCAUCCUGCUGAUUUCAGUAGAAUGAAUGAUUUAGGGAAAGUUGUCUUGGUUGAUGGCACAGCCCACGGGGUGUGCUUCAUGACACAUGCAGGCUGGGAGAGGGAAUGGCUCUGUAUGACCUGAAGGAAUAAAAGAGCAAGCAGUUUUACCUGUUCCAGUUCCACUGAGGGAGGAGUCUGAGUGAGGGAACUUUGUUACCCAACUGCAUGCUUAGACCUUGCCUAAGAAAACUUGCUCUCAGCCACCAGACUCCUGGUGAGAAACAGGCUCCUAAGUAAAGGUAUAACCUGUUUGAAGAAGUGUGGAAUUGUAUGGUUAGGAACGAAAGUUUCUCACCAGCUGCUCCUGCAUGGCAUAAUAUGAUUGCUCUUAAAAACUGUAACUUUUUCUCCUAAUUUUGUGUAAUCGAAUUUACCAUUUGUUUUUUAAGCCAGGAGCUCAAGCUUUCAGUUUUGCAGAAAUAGGACCAUUGGUUCUCACCUUUUCUCUGAAAUGGGAAGGAGGAUUGUAUAUUUGACUGUGAUUUGGUACUCUGCUUCUUAACAAUUCACAUCUUUGGUAGAUUUUUUGUUUUUCUGUGUAACAAGCUUGCUUGAAGAGAAGUACCAGGAAGGCAGUAUAGGGUUGAUUUUGCAGAUGAACACAUUUUUACCAAGAAAAACAGAAGCAUAAACCUAGUAAAAGCUUUUAGCAACUCAGAUUAUUCAGAUUUUUAAAAGUGCUUCCAUUGGCUUGUCAUUUUUACAAAUCCUUCUGGUGCUUUUAAUUCCUUCAUUAAUAGGUGAUUGAAAGGCAUAAUAAUUUAUGCAACUGGUAAAAAGAAAUCUAAAAUAACUGAUAGAGUGUGAGACCCCAAAGAAUCUCCAAGUCAGAUAUUCCAAUAUAGUAAUUUAUAUGUAAAGCUAAGAAAGCUUGUGUAUGAUUGGUCUACUCUUUCUAAACUGUUACGGCUCCCUAUUUCCUUAACAGGUUUAAACAAGAUGUGUCAAAUUUGACAAACAUUUUAAUAUUUAAUCCUUUGUAUGGCAAAACAGAUGUGCUGGUUUUCUGAUUGUACUAUUUCAAACUUCUUAUAUAAGCACCUGUCAAAUAUUAUCUAUGACUUACCAUUCCCAAAAAUGCAUAGCUGUGUAAAUUUGGUAUGCAUUUAUUUCUGUUCACUAUUGCAAGAUCAUCUAUAUUUAUAGAGGAAUAGAAGUUUAUAUAUAAAUAUAUAUAAUACAUAUUUUUAAUUUCUUUGAAAUAAAUUGAGGUUUUGUACAAAAUUACCUUGUCUUUUACAAGUUUUUCCUCAAAUUUAAUAUGUGCUUACUGUAGUGUUAAUACUAUAGGUGUAGGAUUGUUUUAAAUCUAGUAAAAACAGCCUAUAUUGUGUAGUUCUGUUAUAAUUAAUCCAACUGAUAUUCACACACGCCUAGUAGAACUAAUGAAAGCUGUGUACAAUUAAGGGAAUAGUGCUGAUGGUAUGAAAUUUGAGAAGAAAACGAGCUUGUAAAUUAUUUUCUUCAAAAUAUCAACUGGAAAUA